Colletotrichum godetiae is the source of this 1697-nucleotide messenger RNA. RefSeq lists its product as uncharacterized. The coding region runs from base 409 to 1638 and encodes 409 amino acids. The record is from RefSeq and is a predicted model, not a curated record. NCBI's taxonomy places the organism in Eukaryota, Fungi, Ascomycota, Sordariomycetes, Glomerellales, Glomerellaceae. The transcript is spliced from 7 exons.
CGGAAUCAGCCACCGUACCUGGGAGAGGCUAGACCCGGGCCCCCGAUCACCACGUUAGCAGCGAAUGACUUCCUUUGAUCUACUAUUUCGCAAACAAGGAAUCGAUUCGCUCUUUGCCAUGAGACAUAAACUCAGUCUAAUCCCCAGGCGGGCCUCCCCAGAACCCCUGGGCCUGGAUUUCCCUGUCUUUUCCUUCUAUUUUUCCUUUCCCCUCUCCGCGAACCGGGAGAAACGUACGAAAAAGGAGCCAAGAAGAAGAGAGGUAGAAGAAGGAUACACCACUACCACGACUACUCUUUCGUAAUGCCUCCUUGAAUCGACCACUCCUCCGCCGCCUGCAAAGAUUGCUCCUGUAUAACGGACCCCGCACCUUUGCUGUUGUCGAAGCCCACCUUUGCUGUGACAUCGAUGGCGCUCCAGUUGGCGGAUGGCCUGCCGGACUGUGCCACACCGUGUCUGACGCAGGCCGUCAACAUUACAACAUGUGCCGUCGCCAACUUGACGACGACAUGCCUAUGCCAGGACAAGCACGCCAUUGAUUCCUUUCGCGUUUGUAUACGUGCGGUGUGUGAUUUGGAGCAGUCUUUACUUGCCAAGAACAUGACAUGGACAACAUGCGGGUAUCCAUAUCACCACCAGACGGGUUCGAUCGCCGGCAAAGUCACACUGGUGAUCAUCACCGCCGUCUUUGUCCUGGCUCGGCUGCUCUCCAAGUUCCUAAGGCUGUCAACGUGGGGACCGGACGACUUCACGUUGAUAUUGGGAUAUUUAUUUUCCAUCUCUUUCGCCAUUUCCAAGUUCCAAGGAUACCAACUCGGCAUCGGCCGCGACAUCUGGACCCUCUCCUACGACGAAAUAACCCGCUUCAUGCAAGUCUUCUUCGCCUUUGAAGUAAUCUACACCCUCUCCAUCUCCGCCCUCAAAGCCUCCAUCCUCUUCUUCUACAUCCGCGUCUUCAGUAUGGUCUCCCGCACCUUCUCCCUCGUCCUUUGGUGCACCCAAGCCUUCAAUUUCAUAUUCUGCCUCGCCUUCACCGUCGCCAACCUGAACCAGUGCCGCCCCUUCAGCAACGCCUGGGAGGCCUGGGACGGCCGCCACCCGGGAUAUUGCAUUAACGUCUAUGCCAUGUUCAUCGCGCACGCGGCGAUUAAUAUCGCGCUGGAUGUGUGGAUGUUGGGGUUGCCGGUCACGCAGGUGCUGUGGUUGAAUUUGAGAAAGAGGCAAAAGGUUGAGAUUGUGGUUAUGUUUGGAUUGGGUGUUUUCAUCACAAUCGUCAGCGCAGUCCGUCUACGAGUCCUCCUAAGCCUCGAAGGCUUCCAAGACCCAACCUACGACGCCUUCUACCUCCACAUGUGGUCCUACAUCGAACUCUCCGUCGGCAUCAUCGUAGCAUGCCUCCCCUCAACCCGCCAAGUCUGGCGCCACCUCGUCCCCAGGUUCCUACGGCUGGUCGGCCUGGGGACCCCACCGCACCACGAAAGACCAGGCGAUUCAGCAAAGAAGCUUCGCGAUAUUCUGUUCAUGAGCACGAACGGAGGAGGAGAAGGAGGAGGAGGAGAGCAGCACUCAUCGUCGGCGGGACCUUCGAGUCCGAGUGGGUCGUCGACUCGGCGUCCUGAUAUGCACUGUAAUUUGUAAUACCCCAUUUGUAUACCUUAGUUAUUUAUGUUCCUUUGAAUAGUAAAUUUGUCUCUGGA